This is a messenger RNA of Auanema sp. JU1783, 2439 nucleotides long. NCBI's taxonomy places the organism in Eukaryota, Metazoa, Nematoda, Chromadorea, Rhabditida, Rhabditidae. The record is from the annotation of a GenBank genome assembly.
AUGAACAAGCCCUUUGGGGGCCAAUACAUUGAUGAUGCUGAGGGGGAACUGAUGUUCGGCGAGCUUCCUGAAAAAGAGUUUGGAGGAGCUGAUGAGUCUGAAAUCGAUGCUAACAAUGAUGAGACUUUUGGAGCCGAAAUUAUUGGUGGUGGAGAUGAGCUUGAAGAUUAUGCUGCACAAACAGCAUGUUUGAGAUUAGAAGAUAACUGGGACAAGUCAGGAUUCCAUGUAGACGCUCCUGAUCCUUCUCAGUUGCCUAUUCCCGAUUUUGGCAUGAAUCUAUUUGACAAAGACUUGGUCAACCUCAAAUUCAACAAGCUAGAAAGAAUUUGGAAUGAUCAAAGUUCUUUGAUGGAUUUGUGGGAUAGCAAUAAGCAAGAGAAGUCGAGCUUCUCUCUGCUCACUCCAUCAGGAAUUAACAAUCCUGAAUUUGCUUCUCCUUCUUGGGAUUUUAACAAAACUGAUCUCACAAGUCCCUUCGGAGAGUUUCCUAUUAACGCAACGAAAGUGUCCAUGGAGUCUAAAAAAGAUAUGACGAAGAAAAAAGGAUUUCAUAGAACUCCUUCACCCCCAGCUCGCGAAAAUCGUUAUCCUUUGACGCAACACUCAGAUCUAAACAUUCCUAUGAUGCCUGGCGUACCAGGAGGACCUAUUCCAAGUAUCCCGUCAACGGCAUUAUCUGCUGAAGAGCUGGAGAAAAACUUUGUCAGAAAUGAUAGCCAAAAAGAGAGAUCAUCCGCCACGGAUCAUUCUAAAAGCUCUCCGUUACCUAACCAACAAUUACCUUCUGGUGCCCUACCACCUGCCUUGAUUCCCCAACUCCAAGCUCUUCAAGCUCAGUUCAAUUUAUCAGCUCAAGCCCAAGCCCAAAUUUUCCAUCAAAUGCAAGCUCAGCUCCAUAAUGCUUCUCGAACACCUAGUGAAAAAUCUCAGCAACCUCAAAUAAGCCACCUACCUCCAGGUUUCCCCCCUCAUUUCAACAGGGGGCUAGUUGGCCAGUAUCCUUCUAUGAACUCGACUGGGUAUUCUCAGCAGCCUUUCCUUCAGCCAGAGUUUCCACCCAUUCCUCGUGAUCUUCGCCAAUAUGUUAUUCAUUGGUAUAACCAAUUGAUAGGAAAAACUAAGUUCCUACCUCCUAAUGUACCCCCUAUUCAUCCUAUGAUCCUACAUAAGCUCCACCAAUGCAAGGACCCGAAAAUUGUUGCUAUGAUGUUACUGCGCGCAGCUAACAUCCCUCCUCAACAUUUAGAGCAAAUGAGUUAUAUGCCACAUGGAAGAACGAGCAAUUACAGAAGAGCUGGAAUGCCAUCUGAAAGGACGAUUGAAGAUCUUGCUCUGGAUAAGUUCGCAGGCUUCAUGUCUUGCAAAGAACGACAGUGGUUAGAAAGAAUUCAAGGAUUGCAAUGCCAAGGAAAUGGAAACCCUUAUGAGGAGGAUUAUUAUUAUAUAUGUUGGCGACAAAAGCGUAAUGUUCUAGCCAAAAUCAAUAUUAAUAAACCACGAGAGAAAAAAUCUCCUGAGCAUGAAGAAAAUGGAAAGAACCGCAGAAUUAAGGAAAACCGAUCUGAAAAAGAGGAGAAGAUCCCUCUAAACGUGAAGUUUGCUGGAAGUUUAGGGUUGCCUUCGAAAUGUACCACUUCUAAUCCACGUCACUUAAUCAGUGUUAGCAUUCCUGACAACAACGAUGAUGAAAAUGAAAGUAAUAAACUUCAAUCGGGAGCUCAAAGGAAGCUAAGAUCUUUACUAUUGCGUUUGGAAGCAGCUUUAGCUCUUGUCAUUCAAAUUAAUGAUAGACGGAUAGCAAUGCAACACGAUCCUACGAUUAAGGACGAUGUUGUCAAAGAGAUUGAUGAUGCUGUUCAGCUUAUAUAUGCAGACCUGUUACGGGAUGACCUUCCAAAGGUGUUACAGAUUAAUAAAGGAAAGCUAUUGUUCUCUCGUCUCGUUCAAGUCUGCUUCCCACCAAACUUGGGAUUACUGUUAUCUAGUAUUUUUAAUAACAACGUUGCCUUGACAAAAUCUCAGUCUGACGAAGCGUCUUGUGUGCUUAUUAAUGGAAUACACAGAGCUGUCAGUAGACUUGAAACUUCUGAUAUACUUGUUGUUCUCUCUUCCAUUGCCGUGGAAAGUCUGUCAGAAGUAUUAGGAAAUAAUCACAAUUUCUGUUGGGAUAUAUUCUUGAGUUUAGUUUUUUCAAUGUCACUUAGACGCGCGGAUUUGGAUUCUCCUAUUGUUAAAUGGUUCAGGAGCGAUUCAAAUUCUGCGAAAUAUAGUUCAACCUCUUGGGAUAAUAUUUGUAAAAAGUGGUUUUCAAAGUUUAAAAUUUCCAUGGAGCAUAUUGUAUUAAUGAGGGAAUGGAUAGUGUUUUGUGUAAGAGACUUGAAGAGUACCAGCAACGGCGCCUUACUUGCCAAAUCCAUUCACAAAUGUACCGAGUGA